Molecule: messenger RNA, 2823 nt
Organism: Rhagoletis pomonella (apple maggot)
Lineage: Eukaryota; Metazoa; Arthropoda; Insecta; Diptera; Tephritidae
Product: adenylyl cyclase X E-like
Exons: 17
Coding region: 471-2759 (762 amino acids)
Biological process (GO): intracellular signal transduction; cAMP biosynthetic process; adenylate cyclase-activating G protein-coupled receptor signaling pathway
Molecular function (GO): adenylate cyclase activity
Source: RefSeq, a predicted model, not a curated record
UAUAAGCUAAUUAUAGUAAAAAUGUCAAUGUUUUAUCAGCUUUUCUUUUUUAAUGUUUAUGUGAACUAAGUACUUCAUAAGGCAAAUACUCCCCACAUGCCAUUCAUGCCUCAUUCAAUCAAAACCAAAGCUACUCUCACCUCCAACUGAUAACACCAGACAGGUGGCGGAGAACUCUGUGCGAGACCAAAAAGUUACUUUAGUACCUCAUCAAACUCAAACCGUGACGGUGUACAAAUAGCCUUACGGCGAAGAGCGGUAUUUCGAGAGUUCGAGCUGCUUAUCAGUGCAAUGAGUAAUUUGCGAUAUAACUUAUCGAGUGAUUGACAUUGCGGAACAUCCGCGGCUGGUGCGUCGAUCAGUAUUCAUAACUCAUCCGGGAUUAAAUGCUCGAAUCUUAAGUAAUAAGUACCAAUACAAAGACAUAUGUCGUACAUAGAUAAAUAAGUGUCUGCCGAAGGAUCGAAAAUAUGAAUUCAUUCUUAGAGUCCUCAACCGAGGAUAGCCACGAUUUUGAUGAUGAGGGCCAUGAAUCAAAAUUGGUCAACCAAAAGAAAUGGGAACUUGGCUACUUGAAGAAGAAAUGCCGCAAUCUGGAACUGGAACAGUAUUAUGUAUCCUACAUGAAACGUUUGCGUCUAAGCCAUCUUGGUAUUUUCAUAUUCAUUCUAAUACUUAACACGAUUGUACAUUCCAUGUUACUUAUUGUCUCAUUCUCUAAAAGCGAGAACCGUGACAUUUACGUAGAUAUCGGAACAUACAUGGGUUGUACCACAGUUAUCCUCAUUGUUUUGGUAUUUAACUUCCGCACGACCGUCAAUAAACGCUACGAAUGGUUAACGUUUGCAACGAUUUGGUUAGCGGUUUCAGCGCUUGUGGUGAUGGAUAUAUCCGUGCCAAUCUAUCGCGCUGUCACGGACUAUAAUAUUACCGUACCGACCUACUAUAGCUUUAUCAUAUAUUCCAUCUACAUAUUUAUGCCGAUUGCCGAAGACGUGCAGGCUUUUAUUUUAGGUGUGGCAGUAGCCGCCUGCUAUAUUAUCUUAUUUUCAUUCGUAACAUAUCGUCGCCAUUUCGAUGGCACAAGAGAGGUUGAUUUGCCAAAAAUCAUAUCCGAAGGCAUAUUUAUGACCUGUGUCAAUAUGCUGGGUCUGUUCUUUCGUCUGACACGUGAAGUAGCCAUACGUACAACAUUCCUCGAUAAGCGUCAAUGUGUUGAAGAGACUUUAGUUUUACGAGCUGCUAGAGAUCAGGAGAAAAGCUUACUCUUGAGUAUUAUACCAGCUCAAAUAGCUAAUAAAAUCGAAGAAGACGUCAAGAUGCGGAUCGAACACAUGAAGGAAAAUAAAAAACAUAGACGAUCAACGAAUGACGAUGUGGGCUCCCCGCCGACACCUCUAUGGCGACAAAUGGACACUGAAAAGCUUUUUAUUGAACCACAUGAUGAUGUUUCAAUCUUAUAUGCGGAUGUAGUCAACUACACUUACUUGACUACAACACUGGAUGUGAAAACAUUAGUGGAAACUUUACACGAUUUAUUUGUAAAAUUCGACACAGCAUCCCAGGAGUACGAUGUUUUGCGUAUUAAAUUUCUAGGUGACUGCUAUUAUUGCGUGGCCGGCGUUCCAGCCCCCAACGAGUACCACGCUAGAUCAUGCGUUUACCUUGGCUUGCGUAUGAUAAAGGAUAUACGUGAUGUGAGAUCGAAACGAAAGCUGGACAUUGAUAUGCGUAUCGGUGUACAUUCAGGGAAUAUUUUGUCUGGCGUCAUUGGUGCAAACAAGUGGCAAUUCGAUAUUUGGUCCAAAGACGUGGACAUAGCCAAUCGGCUGGAGUCGACUGGUGAGGCGGGUCGUGUACAUGUUAGCGGACAGACUUUGCAACAGCUGGACGGAGAGUUUAUGUAUGAGGAGGGCACGGCGAAGGCGCGUUAUGAUCCGGUCUUGCGUAAAUAUCAUAUUCGGAGUUUUCUAAUAAAACCGCCAUCAGCAAGAGUUUCGUCGUACAUUACAAUGAGGCGACCAACAGCAGCAAAGCGAAAACGUUUGGAAACAAAAUCUGUAGGUGAUACCAGAAGUGAUAUCCCAACAAAUUUCAUGCAAAGCAGCAUAAGUCAGUAUAAUCAAAUUCGAACCCAAGCCACUUUGGAAAUGAGCCGAGAAGUAGAAAGAAUGCCUAUUGGCAGGAUACAGUUUUCCAAAAUAUGUUUCGGUCAUGAGAAGCACUUAACCCAAGAUGAAAUGGAAGAACAACGGUUUCGAAACAAUAUAACGUCGCUAUUUUUAUUUUUCAAAGACUGGCGCUGGGAAAUUAUGUUCAUGAAGCAGCCAGAUAUUAUGCUCAAGUACAGCGUUUUCGUUUCGUACAUAACGCUGCUGUGUGCCAUUAUAAUGCAGGCGGUCAAUUCGUCGCAAACAUUAGCGUUUUGGAUACUAGUUGGGAUCAGCAACAUUGUAAUGAUAUUGCUAUUGGCCUUGGUUUGGUACAAAAAGCUUUGGAUAAUGUUUAUUAGCGAGACAGAGUCAUCGAAGCCAAUGAAAAAAGUCAGCAAAUGUCUCUAUAAACUAUCGGAGCGCAUUCAAAGUAACAUCACUAUGCGCAUUGGCAUGUACUUAGUGGUGCUUGUCCUGCACUCCACUGGCAUUAUCUUGCAAUUGAUAUAUUUCGGUAAUCAUAUAAAUGAUGCAGCUAAUGUGCAUAUUUUGGGUGUCGCCAGGCAUGAUGUUUCUUCAUUCAAUGCUUGGAGUGUUUUAUGUUGACCAUUUGCAUAACCUUCCUAUUUACACGGAUUCCAUUCAUACUCAAAUUGAGUGUUGGCGUUUU